AUGAUCGGCCACACCGAGACCGCCAGGGUCUCUAGUGGAUCUGAGUCUCUCGCUGGAGACAAGGAAGCCACACAACACGUCGAGAGAAUCCAAACAAGAGACACUGAGCAUGGCAACGCUGGCUAUCUCGAAAAGGAUGGCCUCCGUACCGAUAACGACGACCAGGAUCAUUACACAGAGCCCCCUAUGUCGUUCAACCGUAUGAUGAGUCUUAUUGCCAUGGCUAUGCUUUGGACUGGCUCUCAGAUUCCCGUCUAUCUGUUUGGAGGAAUUCCUCCUUACAUCUACGCUGAUAUUGGCGGUGCUGAUCGUUGGAUUUGGCUUGUCCUGGCCAAUCUCUUGUCUCUGGCUGCGGUCUGUCCCUUCGUUGGCUCCCUCAGUGAUAUCUUCGGUAGAAGAUACGUCGCUAUCAUCGGCGCCGCUUUUGUUGUCCUGGGCAUGAUCAUCUGUUCAACUGCCCACAGCAUGAACGUCUUCAUUGGAGGCAUGGUCUUUGCAGGAAUCGGCGCUGGCAUCAACGAGCUCACCGCUCUCGCUGCUACAAGUGAGCUCGCUCCCACUGCGAAGAGAGGAAAGUACGUAGCGAUCCUCAUCUUCAGCAUUCUACCCUUCUGCCCCAGUGUGCUUUGGGGACAACUAAUCGCUGCCCACUCCUCGUGGCGAUGGGUCGGUGCACUCUGUGCCAUCUGGGCAUUCCUUGGACUUGUCUUGACCGCUUGCUUCUACUUCCCUCCCCCUAGAGUGAACUCCUCGGGUCUCUCGAAGAUGGAGACUUUCAAGCAGGUCGACUUUGUUGGUGGCUUCCUCAGCGUUAGUGGCAUGAUUCUGUUCAUGUGCGGCAUGCAAUGGGGCGGUUACCAAUACAAGUGGGGAAGCGCACACGUUCUUGCCCCCUUGAUCCUAGGAGCUGUCCUUCUCAUUGCGUUCGUUUUCUGGGAGGCCUACGGUGCCAAGUACCCUAUGUUCCCCAAGAGACUUCGCCAGGAGCCUCGCAUUCUCUCGCUCACGCUCCUUAUCACGUUCAUCUCCGGCGCAAACUUCUUCAGUCUGCUGAUGUUCUGGCCCACUCAGGCAUUCAACAUGUACGGCCAUGACCCCGUCGGAGUUGGUCUUCGUGGACUCCCCGUCGGCUUCUCCAUCCUUGCUGGUGCCUGUAUUGUUCUCUGGCUCCUUUCCGUGUUCCGUGGUCACAACAAGGCCUUGAUGAUUGUGUCGUCGGUCCUUAUGACCGCGGGAUGUGGUGCACUUUCCAUCGCCCGCGUGGACAACCUAGGUCAACUCUGGGGUAUCCUUGUGGUCGCAGGCCUCGGUAUUGGCGGAAUCGUUGUCCCUGCCUCCAUCAUCACCACCAUCAUCUGCCCUGACGACCUCAUCGCUACCGUAGCAGCAUUGACCCUGGCAAUUCGUGUCAUCGGUGGAUCCAUUGGAUACUGCGUCUACUACAACGUCUUCAUUAACAAGUUCAUCCCAGCGGCCAAAAUCUCGAUCGGCGGCACUAUGUUCUUCAAGCUGAACAUUUCCAGCAUUCCCGUCAUCACCAGCGCCAUCGAACUCACUGGCGCAAGUUUGUUGGAAGAACUGCACAUGCUUCCCGGCAUAAAGGGUGUUCCUGGUGCAUACGAGUUGGUUGUGGCCGCAGGACAGACGGCAUACGCGGAAGCAUACAAGUAUGUGUACUACGUGUCGAUCGCCUUUGGAGCCAUCUCGAUCAUCGCUGCUUGCUUCCUGGGCGAUAUCAACAAGUACAUGGACGACCAUGUGGCCGUGGUCAUGCACUGA
Molecule: messenger RNA, 1779 nt
Organism: Aureobasidium subglaciale EXF-2481
Lineage: Eukaryota; Fungi; Ascomycota; Dothideomycetes; Dothideales; Saccotheciaceae
Exons: 7
Coding region: 1-1779 (592 amino acids)
Biological process (GO): transmembrane transport
Molecular function (GO): transmembrane transporter activity
Source: RefSeq, a predicted model, not a curated record